Messenger RNA from Daucus carota subsp. sativus, 1879 nucleotides. RefSeq names its product diphosphomevalonate decarboxylase 2. Gene Ontology annotation, molecular function: diphosphomevalonate decarboxylase activity; ATP binding. The record is from RefSeq and is a predicted model, not a curated record. Gene Ontology annotation, biological process: isoprenoid biosynthetic process; isopentenyl diphosphate biosynthetic process, mevalonate pathway. The transcript has 11 exons. Bases 350 to 1612 code for a protein of 420 amino acids. Gene Ontology annotation, cellular component: cytosol. Lineage: Eukaryota; Viridiplantae; Streptophyta; Magnoliopsida; Apiales; Apiaceae.
AGAGCAAUAUAAAUAAACUAAUAAAUUCAAACAAUUUCUCUUGCUGAGGCCUGAGAGCGUGUAUAUUUUUCUGGGCUGUUCUGCUGAUCUGAGUUGUGAGACAGCAGUAGAAACAUGAAAUAAGAUCACCACUUUCGUAGUUUAUUCUGUAAACUGUCCUCUUCUCUUCUGCGCUGGGCCCCACUCUAUACUCAUACUCAUCUUGAUCAUCAUCUUCUUCAUAUAUAUACACACACAUUUGCACUAUACAUACACUCAAAAUCUCUUAAAUUAUCUCCCUCUCCUCGUUAACUCCGUCCAAUCUCCGCUAAAGAUAUAGCCGUUUGAGUAUUUCGUUGUUGGGUUUGAGAUGGGUGGGCAAUCAGACAAAUGGGUGCUGAUGGUUACUGCGCAAACCCCCACAAAUAUUGCGGUGAUUAAGUACUGGGGGAAGAGGGAUGAGACGCUAAUCUUGCCGAUUAAUGACAGUAUCAGUGUGACUCUGGAUCCGGAUCAUUUGUGUACAACUACUACGGUUGCUGUCAGCCCUGGUUUUGAUCAGGACAGAAUGUGGCUCAAUGGCAAGGAGAUAUCUCUUCUUGGAGGUAGAUUUCAAAGUUGUUUAAGGGAACUCCGCUCUCGUGCUUGUGAUUUUGAGGAUGAGAAACGGGGUAUUAAGAUUAAAAAGGCAGACUGGGGAAAACUUAAUCUUCACAUUGCUUCUUAUAACAAUUUCCCGACUGCUGCUGGUUUGGCUUCCUCAGCUGCUGGUCUCGCUUGCUUUGUUUUUGCGCUGGCAAAGCUAAUGAAUUUAAAAGAGGACCACAGCCAACUUUCUGCAAUUGCUAGGCAAGGUUCUGGCAGUGCUUGUCGAAGUUUAUAUGGUGGCUUUGUUAAAUGGAUUAUGGGAAAGGAGGAAAAUGGAAGUGAUAGCAUUGCUGUACAACUUGCUGAUGAAAAGCACUGGGAUGAUCUUGUUAUUGUAAUUGCUGUGGUAAGUGCAAGGCAGAAGGAAACAAGUAGCACAUCAGGAAUGCAAGAUAGUUGUAAAACUAGUAUGCUUAUACAACAUAGAGCCAAGGAAGUUGUACCAAAACGUGUGAUUCAGAUGGAAGAGGCUAUUGAAAAACGUGAUUUUUCAUCUUUUGCACGCCUUGCUUGUGCAGACAGUAAUCAGUUCCAUGCAGUCUGUCUGGAUACAAGCCCCCCUAUAUUCUACAUGAAUGAUACAUCCCAUAAGAUAAUUAGCUGCGUUGAGAAAUGGAAUCGCUCUGAAGAGACACCUCAGGUGGCUUAUACUUUUGAUGCGGGGCCUAAUGCAGUUAUGAUUGCCCGUAACAGAAAAACUGCCGCCCUUCUGCUUCAGAGGCUGUUGUUUCAUUUCCCUCCCCAUUCAGAUACUGAUUUGAAUAGUUACGUCAUUGGGGACAAGUCAAUACUACAAGAUGUAGGAGUCCAGGAUAUGAAGGAUGUGGAGAACUUACCCGCACCUCCAGAAAUAAAAGAUAAUAUUCCGGCCCAGAAAAGCAAGGGAGAUGUGAGUUAUUUUAUUUGCACAAGACCUGGACGAGGUCCAACAGUACUUUCUGACAGUCAAGCUCUGCUCAACCCUGAAACUGGGCUUCCCAAGUAAGAAAUGGUGCAUUUGUCAUAAAUUUACACAACUCCAUUCUCCAGUUCAUCAAUAUUCCCUAAAAUCAGAAGCUUCUUAUCAGGGGACCAAGCAGAGCUGUUUUCAUCUAAAAUCUAUCGAGUUACUAUCUUGUACCGUAUUUAACUGUUUUUUUUUUUUGCCGAAUAUUUAACUGUUUUUUUAUAGUGAUAAAAAACAAUAACUCCCCCCACCCCCUCCUGUUUUAUGCUAUUCAGUUUAAUUUCUCAGUAGAUCAAAUUGCAAUCC